ACAAACUGUAUUUUGUUGAUCACAGAUUAUAGUAGCGACCGCAGAAGCGGCCCUAGCGGUGGCCACGCAACUGCAGGUGCUUACGUCACAACCUGACAACCUCUCGUCUGAUGACGUCACUCUGACCAGCAUGUUGAUACAGCAAAUUAUCAACGUGAGUCAAACUGAAGAGAUCGGAGAUUCUAUCCUGACAACUAUAGACAACUUGAUGAAGGUGGAUUCAGCCGUGCUGGAACAGAGUCAACAGGAUAGAGGAGGACCGACUAGAGUUGUCCGGUCGUUAGAGACAUUUUCAGACACAUUGGCACUGACUGGAGAUAGUUACACCUCCCUGCGGCCAGGUGUGGCACUGCAGGCAUCGGACAUCAGCGUAGACGAGCUAGACAAGGGGCAAGGAUUUUCUUUCUAUCCGAGUGGAAACCGUUCUGACGGCUUGGCUGAAGGCAGUGUUUCCGGCUUCACUGUUGACGAUGUGAGAGAACCUCUAGAGACUGCCGACAUCUCCAUAACUCUACCUGCUAACAUAUCAACCAUGGUACAGAUCAACAACACUGCAGAUGUGCGAGUGAGUUAUACCCUGUACAACGACAGCAGCCUGUUCGUUCAGCCUUCCCAGGGUGCAGUGGGAACCCGAAUCGUCGGCAGCAGAAUCGCGGGCUUGCCGAUGAAGAACCUGACCCAGCCGGUCAUCGUGACCUUCACGCCUCUGCAGGAUUUUUCACCUGAUGGUGUUCGGAACGUCCGCUGUGUGUUCUGGGAUUUCGAGGCUGAGGCAGGCCAGGGGGCGUGGUCAAAUGAGGGGUGUGUGGACCAAACAGAAGACAACGGACGGUACACCUGUAGCUUCAACCACCUCACCAACUUUGCCGUCUUCUUUGAUCUGAAAGACGGAUUCGGAGACCACGAAAGAGUAUUGGAGAUCAUCACCACUAUCGGCUGCAUCGUGUCUAUCACUGGUCUGGUUCUGACUCUACUGUCAUUCAUCGUUACUACGUAUGAGGUUCCGAGAAGAAGAUCUAGAGUUGGUUCAGAUAUUCAACAGUCGGACGAUUCCAAAUCUGGACUAGGGGGAACCAAGAUCCAGAAAACAAAGAAAUAUAACCGUCGUAUAGUCGGAGCUCACGCGAAGAAUCAGCGCCUCGUUCUCAUCAACCUAUGCGUGGCCUUGUUAGCUAUCCUCGUCACCUUCCUCGCCGGCAUCAAUCAGACGGCUUCUCCCAUUGGCUGCACCGUCGCGGCGGCGUUCUUACACUUCUUCCUAUUGGCUGCCCUGAUCUGGAUGGCGAUGGAGGCCGUGAACAUCUACCUGGCGACCGUGAUGGUGUUUGAUCAUUACGUCACCAGGAACUUUAUAUACAAGGCUGCUGCAGUAGCAUGGGGCUUCCCUUUUCUCCUUGCCCUAUCAACUGCUGGUCCUUCAAAUCUCUACGAAUACAGGAGCAACAAAUACUGCUGGUUAGCAAGAAUUCCACUACAGUACGCGUUUCUGCUGCCAGCGGGUCUCAUCCUGCUGUUCAACGUGGUGGUGUUCUCCAUCGUCAUGUACAAACUGCUGAAGAGGGAGAAGAAACAGAAAAAGUUAACAGGUGCUAAGAAAAACGAGGCAGACCACCAGUGGGUGCUCCGACAUUUACGGCGUGCCUUUAGCAUCAUGGUCCUGUUCGGUCUCACCUGGCUCUUCGGUUUCUUCUUCGUCAUCGACGACAACACCGCCCGGACAGUCUUCGCCUACCUCUUCUGCAUCUUUAACACUCUACAAGGUCUCUUCAUCUUCCUCUUCCAUUGCGUCAUGCGAGAAGACGUUCAGAAGUGGAGAAAGGAGUUCCUUUGUAAAGGAAAGAAGAAGAAUCAUUAUGUUGUCAAUAGGAGUACGUUUUCAUCGUCUGCCACGCGAACGCCUCAGGGAAUUAGUUUGAAACCUUCUCCGUCUGUUAGCAAAGCGUAGUCGCUGUGAAAACUAGUCACUAAUAUCUUGUACUUAGUCUAGUCUUCGUAAUAUCGUGGAGGUGUAGGAAUUAUUAGUUUCACCACGAACGGUGGAAUGCAAUGGACAUACGUUUCAAGCUCAAUUCCCCCAGGGAAUUAGUUUAAAAACUUCUCCGUCUUUUAGCAAAGCGUAGAAACUUGUCGCUGAUAUCUAGUAGUGUUUAAAGAUACCGUAGAGGUGUGGGGAUUUUUAGUUGCACCAAGGACAUGCUGGAUAUGUAUAAAAACCUGGAUGUAAAUGUAUGAUGAUGUAGACGUUAGAUGUUGUUUAUUUUCAAAUGCUUUUUACACUGAAGUUUUGAUUAUUAAUAUAGAUAAGUUUAAUAUCCACGCAAAUAAUGCUGACGAAAGCAGAUACGUUGCUAUUGAGCUUUUAAACAUGACAGUACUUACUUACAUUACAGUACAUUAUCUACAGACAUGUAAGAAUAGAUCUGUUUGCUCAUUACAGACAUCACGGCUUAAAAUUGUACAGUUUUUUUCAUCAUGGAAUUUUGGAACUAGUUUUUGUGUUAUGUUUUAAGUUUUGUUACCGUUUCCAAUUUUUAAAUCUGUAGUAUGAGUUAUUGAGCUAGGAGAGUAGUAAGAAAAGCAGAGAUGUAUCUAGUAGAUCAGCUAUUUCAUACGUUAUGUUCAGGCCUCAUUGACUAGAUUCUAUGAGAUGACGAAGAUUGUAGAAUACAGCUAAUAAUUGAACACGCAGAACACU
Molecule: messenger RNA, 2695 nt
Organism: Branchiostoma floridae (Florida lancelet)
Lineage: Eukaryota; Metazoa; Chordata; Leptocardii; Amphioxiformes; Branchiostomatidae
Product: adhesion G-protein coupled receptor G6-like
Exons: 12
Coding region: 131-1945 (604 amino acids)
Biological process (GO): cell surface receptor signaling pathway; G protein-coupled receptor signaling pathway
Cellular component (GO): membrane
Molecular function (GO): G protein-coupled receptor activity
Source: RefSeq, a predicted model, not a curated record